This is a messenger RNA of Epithele typhae, 789 nucleotides long. RefSeq lists its product as uncharacterized. The coding region runs from base 1 to 789 and encodes 262 amino acids. Lineage: Eukaryota; Fungi; Basidiomycota; Agaricomycetes; Polyporales; Epitheliaceae. The transcript is spliced from 2 exons. The record is from RefSeq and is a predicted model, not a curated record.
AUGUCAUCCUACGCCUUUCCUACUCCCAUGGACAACAUCUCAGCCGACUCCAUCAUCCGUGCCUACUGUGUCAUUAAGACAGCAGAGGACACGACAUUGCCUGCACGCGACACCCUGGCCCGCAAACUCCUCACUCUCUCUUUCAUGUUUGCCGACUUCGCCUGCGACAUCGCAUCCUCCCCGUCACUCUCCCCCGAAGAAUAUCGUGAUAUACACACCUCUUCCACAAAAGCAAUGGAAGGCUUCACCAGUUUCUUCAUCGCUGCUUUGACAGAGCUUGAAGAAAGCCUCGACUCCGAGUCACCACCCAGCACUCCCAUGGCGGCCGUCCCCGACCUGUCUCAGCACCAAACGAGCAUUGGAGAAGAACACCAUCAGCUUGUCAACCUCAUCGAAGAACGACUGAAGCAGCUCCUGGAACCAUCUUCUCAUCAAGCUCUCAUUGACUCUCUAGCCACCUCUCUUUCUGCACGCUUGUCUGGUCCACUCGCCAUGGCAGUAGCUGAAGCUCUCAAGCCACCGCCGAAGAUUCCUGGCGACCAAGACGUACCCGUGGCGGAAAGUUCCUUCUCGCAAUCACAGGAAUCUCCGCAGCCACGCCAAAGAAUGCCCUGGGAGGAGGAGUGGGAGAUCUGUGGUCUAUCUGGCUUUCCGGGACAGCCGAAGAAAUGGCAGAAGGGUCGCGUUUUGAAGGCUGAGGUGAGCCCCUUUGGCAGGGUGAAUCGAAACAAAAGCGAGGUUGAGUGCUUGCAGUGCAGGCUUGUGGAGGAACACGCAGACCGGGACUGA